AUAGCCUAACCUUCGAUAAACCGGUUAGCAAACAGUGGUGACGAAUUUUAUGACUAUGGAAGUGUUCCAUUACUGAGGUAAUCGUUUCAAAUAAGACAGUAUUUUGAUCUGUGUGUUCAUUUGACAAGUGACUGUACCGACCGUGCGUCCCGGUGUCGGCUCUGUCCCAGGUGCUGAAAGCGCUGGUGGUGCGUUUCCGUAGCAACCAACGACCAAGUUUAGGCUACACCGCCAACACCGAUUUCUUAUGAGAACAGGAAACGCCGAGUGGUGGAGGAAAGGAGCCCAGUGCGGUGAAUGUUAAGCAACUCUCCGCCACAGACCGAGGUGUGGAUCCCGUUAACGCGAAUAAAUGGGAUAUUCGGUUGCCCGGGCAGGAUGUAAAACAUCUUUUGAAGGAUGGGGAAACAAAGCUUCUCUGCGGCGACACUACCACUGCUCGUUCUGGGUUGGCUCACGGUAUCCGUUACCGCUGGUGACUCAACUCUGUCGGCUCCUGUCAAUGUGACGAUCAGGGAGCUGGAGGCGAACACAGCCAUAGUCACAUGGGAGAUACUGGAGGGAGAUCCCGUCAUCGGAUUCGCCGUCACACAACAGAAGAAGGAUGUGCGCAUGCUGCGGUACAUCCAGGAAGUAAACACGACCACGCGCUCCUGUGCAUUAUGGGACUUGGAGGAGGACACGGAGUACAUUGUUCAUGUCCAGAGCAUCAGCAUGGGAGGCAGUAGUCCUCCCAGUGACCCGGUCAGCUUCAGAACUCCCAGAGAGUCUGAGAAACUGGCCUCCACAGGCCCAGACGAGGUGAACAGGGAGGAGAUGGAACAGGCAGUGCAGCUCAGAGUUGGAGAGCUCAUCAUCAUCGUAGUGGUGCUCGUCAUGUGGGCAGGUGUGAUCCUCCUGUUCUGUCGUCAGUAUGACAUCAUCAAAGACAACGAGCCCAACAACAACAAGGACAAAGCCAAGACCUCGUCAGAGUGCAGUACUCCAGAACACCCACAGGGGGGGCUACUGCGCAGCAACGUCUGAAAACAGCCCCCACUGGCCACUCACCUAUAUGGCAAUAACCUCCAAUCCUAUUCCUCAGGACAGGUGAGGCUACACAGCCAACCAGAACCGUCAUACCUGAGGCUGCAUCCUGAUUCUUCAUACUUCUCCUGAAGUGUGCGUGUCCUUGUAUCUACAACAUGACGAUCACCACUACGAUGAUGAUGAGCUCUCCAGCUCCGAGCUGAGACCCCUGACACCAUCUCCUCCACAAAUCAGCACCUCAGACUACAGCACAGCACCGCACCAGGAACCCAGACCAGCCAAUCCCAGCAGCACAGCACCGCACCAGGAACCCAGCCCAGCCAAUCCCAGCAGCACAGCCCCAUACCAGGAACCCAGCCCAGCCAAUCCCAGCAGCACAGCACCGCACCAGGAACCCAGCCCAGCCAAUCCCAUCAGUAUAGCCCCGCACAGGAACCCAGCCCAGCCAAUCCCAGCAGCCCAGCAGCACAGCCCACAAUGGACCACAACCACCUACCACCCAGAGUGGGGAGACUGAAGAGGUGUAGGGUGAAGCUGCCCCGAGACGCUGAUCUUGGGUCAGCGUCUAGGGUUGUGCCUUUCAGAUUAUAAUACACAAGGUUAAAUGGACACGGGAGGCCUGAUCAUAGAUCACCACUCCCACGCUGAGACGCUUUAGUCGAAAGUUCCAGUACUCCCACGCUGAGUCGAAAGUUCCAGCACUCCCACGCUGAGUCGAAAGUUCCAGCUAGACUAUCAGAGGGCAAGGUAAAGUUAUUAUCAUAUUGCUUAAACCUAUCAAAUCAUUUCAGAUCGCAACAGAUGCCUAGAGGGAAGGGGCUAGUGAUCGUUUCUGGACAAGGAGCCUCUGUCUCCCCCUCCCUCUCUCCAGAUCACUGUCUCUACACUCUCUAUCUCCCUCUCUCCAGAUCACUGUCUCUACACUCUCUGUCUCCCUCUCUCCAGAUCACUGUCUCUACACUCUCUGUCUCCCUCUCUCCAGAUCACUGUCUCUACACUCUCUAUCUCCCUCCCUCUCUCCAGAUCACUGUCUCUACACUCUCUAUCUCCCUCUCUCCAGAUCACUGUCUCUACACUCUCUAUCUCCCUCCCUCGCCAGAUCACUGUCUCUACACUCUCUAUCUCCCUCUCUCCAGAUCACUGUCUCUACACUCUCUAUCUCCCUCUCUCUCCAGAUCACUGUCUCUACACUCUCUAUCUCCCUCUCUCCUCAGAUCACUGUCUCUACACUCUCUAUCUCCCUCUCUCCAGAUCACUGUCUCUACACUCUCUAUCUCCCCCAUCAUUAAAGUCCUAUUUUGGACAGGAAUAUGACGUUGUUUUAGAGCCCCUCCUAAACCCUAGCCUCAUAAGGAAGGUGACUUCCCCUCCUAAACCCUAGCCUCAUAAGGAAGGUGACUUCCUCUCCUAAACCCUAGCCUCAUAAGGAAGGUGACUUCCUCUCCUAAACCCUAGCCUCUGACUCAUAAGGAAAAUGACUUCCCCUCCUAAACCCUAGCCUCUGACUCAUAAGGAAAAUGACUUCCCCCUCCUAAACCCUAGCCUCAUAAGGAAAAUGACUUCCCCUCCUAAACCCUAGCCUCAUAAGGAAGGUGACUUCCUCUCCUAAACCCUAGCCUCAUAAGGAAGGUGACUUCCUCUCCUAAACCCUAGCCUCACAAGGAAGGUGACUUCCCCUCCUAAACCCUAGCCUCAUAAGGAAGGUGACUUCCUCUCCUAAACCCUAGCCUCAUAAGGAAGGUGACUUCCUCUCCUAAACCCUAGCCUCAUAAGGAAGGUGACUUCCUUUCCUAAA
Molecule: messenger RNA, 2824 nt
Organism: Oncorhynchus nerka (sockeye salmon)
Lineage: Eukaryota; Metazoa; Chordata; Actinopteri; Salmoniformes; Salmonidae
Gene: fndc5b
Product: fibronectin type III domain containing 5b
Exons: 5
Coding region: 400-1026 (208 amino acids)
Cellular component (GO): extracellular region; plasma membrane
Molecular function (GO): protein binding
Source: RefSeq, a predicted model, not a curated record